Messenger RNA from Halichondria panicea, 2704 nucleotides. RefSeq lists its product as uncharacterized. The transcript is spliced from 6 exons. The record is from RefSeq and is a predicted model, not a curated record. Gene Ontology annotation, cellular component: cytoplasm. Gene Ontology annotation, molecular function: ATP binding; protein binding; protein kinase activity. Bases 279 to 2549 code for a protein of 756 amino acids. Gene Ontology annotation, biological process: signal transduction; protein phosphorylation. NCBI's taxonomy places the organism in Eukaryota, Metazoa, Porifera, Demospongiae, Suberitida, Halichondriidae.
CAUAUCAGAUAAGAUUCUAAGUGGCUGCGGUUUUUGUGACGUCACUACACUGCUGCGCUACGUAGAGUUUUCUAGUGAAACGUCACUAUCAACGAUCUUGCGGUAACCGCAUGCGGUUAGUUGCCACAAAUACUUACACAAGUCUCUACACGGAGUUUGACCAGUCUACUGUUCGCCUGCAACAUUAACAGUGACGGCUUGCGAGUCUAGCACCGUCCUGCAGAUAUGUGUACGUGUAGCAACACGCCUAAUGGGAUUCACUGUGAUACAUCUAGGUAAUGGAUGCUCCAGUUGAACCAUCACCUCGUGCAAGUCAAUUCUCUGCAGUUGACGGACACCAUUACAUGUGGAGGGGGGCUGGUCCAGGACUGAGGGGGUCUAACAUCAUUGCUGUGUAUGAUCCAAGCACUGAGCUGUGGAGCCUCUUGCCCACCACUGGACCUCUACCCCCUGGAGAGUAUGGUGGUUGCUCUGUUUGUGUAGGUCGUUGCCUGUACACCUUUGGUGGUUGGGAUGGGUCUUCUUACGUCAAUGACAUGAGCAAGCUUGAUCUGGACACUCUCCAGUGGACCAAAGUUCAAACCUCUGGUAAUCAGCGUAUGAAAAAGCGAGGUUGUGGACUUGUUCGUGUGAAUGAGAGAACUCUGUGCUGCUUUGGAGGAGAAGGUAUUGAGGGCCCCACACGACCAGGAUCAACAUUCACUAAGACUGGACGGCGUGAUGGAAAUGGACGGACAAACGAGUUCCAUUUAUUUAAUAUUCAAAAUGGUGUCUGGUCGUCCCCUAAGCUCAGAGGAGAGAGACCUCCUCCCUGUUCCUACUUCACCUUCACCAUGGUGGACCAGCACAGGGCAGUCCUCUUUGGAGGGAUCCAACCUGGCCGUGGUGGGGUCAAUGAAGUCUACAUAUUUGACUUCAGGACCAUGGAGGUCACUAAGGUGAAGCCAGUACAGGGAGAGCCAUGGCCGGUGGUGAGGGCAGGCCAUGUUGCCUGUUGUCUCAACUAUGGCCAGGACCACCCUCAACUACUGGUGUACGGAGGAGUGGAUAAUGGCAGCAAGACACUAGGGGACAUGUGGAUACUUGAUGUUGACACUGUCAAGUGGGCAGAGGUGACACCUCCUGAGCCACGUUACUACCACUCCAUCACUGCCACCAGUCUGGGACCAGGACUCACUGAGGUCCUCGUGUUUGGAGGCUGUCGGGAGAUGCUGGGAGAUGCCAUUGCUGAGACCACCAUACUAAGAUUUGAGUUGACUGGACCCUCAGCGUCUGUUGCUGGACCCUCGGCUGGGAAGUGGGCUCUCGUGGAUGUGGCCCACAACGACACUAGAGGCUCCGCCCAGCGACUGAGUGAGAAGACGAUCAGACAAGCAACUGCUCGUGCCUCAUCAGUCAGUGAGACCAGCGACCACUCCUCUCAAGACCGGGUGAGGGCUCUGGAACAACAGUUACGAGCAGCAGAGCAGAGAGAGCACGAUACUCAACGUCACCACCAACUACAGUUGCAAGAGAAAGAUCGAGAAUUAGCUACGCAAGCUAGAGAAUUGACCGAGGCCAAUCGUCGUCAUGGAGAUACGGAGGAAAUAGCACAGCUGGCAGAGCAAAGAGAGCAAGCUACACAAUUACUUUUACAAGUGAAAGAUCAAGAAUUGGCGGAGGCCAACCGUCGCCACGGAGAUACUGAGACGAGAAAUCAUGAACUGAUGGCUGAAAAUGAACGACUUCAAGAAGACCUCCAAAGGUCAGACAGGAGAGCCCAGCUGGCAGAGGAUCGAGCAGAGGGUCUGGAGACUCAGUGGGUGGUCCAUCGCGAGGAGAUUACAAUGACAGAGAGACAGCUCGGUGGGGGAGGAUGGGGGGUCGUCAAAGUGGCCAAGUUCCGAGGAAUCGAGGUGGCAGCCAAGACACUGUACGAGCAGCUCAGAUCCGACUAUUACCGACACGUGUUUAUUCGUGAGAUGAACAUGGCGGCUCGUCUGCGACACCCACACCUGGUCCAGUUCAUAGGAGCCACGCUGGAGGGGGAGAUGAUCAUCCUGACAGAGCUCAUGGCCACCAGUCUGAGGAGGGUGCUGGAGGGAGGUCGUAUCUCACGUGAACACAUCCUCUCCAUCUCUGUGCAGGUCUGUCAAGCCCUCAACUAUCUCCACCUCAUGCAGCCAGACCCAGUGAUCCAUCGUGACAUCAGCAGUGCAAACAUUCUCCUCAACCCUCUACUCGAUGGCCGCUGGAGGGCAAAGGUCACGGACUACGGCUCCGUGAACACACAACGAAUGUUGAACACGAUGAACCCGGGGAGUCCUGUAUACGCUGCCCCUGAGGCCGGUAACCCGUCCCUCCAAUCAACCAAGAUGGACAUGUUCAGUCUGGGGGUGCUCCUGAUCGAGAUGUGUUCUGGCCAGUUUCCGAGUGAUGACGGACGUGAGCGCUUACUCCUCACCAUUCAAGACCGUCAGUUCUCUGGCAUCAUCAGUCGCUGUAUCGAUAGAGACAGAGACAAUCGACCAACCGCUCGACAACUGUUGAAUGAACUGUUACAUUUAUAGAGAGAUAGAUAUAUAUAAUUAUUGUCAUGCCAUGCUUUUAGUUUUAUCUUGCUGUUUUGUAGUGUUGUAUAAUGCCUGUGUGUUGGUGUAACCAUAGAUAAAGAAUUAUUAUUGUGUCAUGAUUUUGUGAUUUGAAUUUUAUAUGCCCACUUGAA